GGACUCUCUAUACUUACUAACAUUUUAUGCCAUGUCCCAACCUAUCAUCUUAUCUACUACUCUGCUAUUCGUAGCAACCUUUACGUAUGUGUGCCAAAAGAUCCACUUUCGUCGCCGUCAAUAUUCCGAUCUGCCGCAGCUAAAGCGAUCAGCGGUCUUGGGACAUUUGGGAGCACUAAAUCAAUUUAUCACUAGUGGUGAACCCCAGAGACACAUUGAUAUUGUGUUCUCAGCGAUCUAUGAGCACUUGGGCAAACCUCCAUUGUUCCUUCUAGAUCUCUGGCCAUUGGGACGGCCCAUGUGUGUGGUCUGUAGCCAUGAAGUCGCAGAGCAAAUCUCAAGGCAGUCCAGAACGUUUCCUUAUAGUGUCCCGAAAUCGCCCACGACGAAGGCAUUUGUUGACUUGAUCGGGCCAAAAUCAAUCAUUACUGCUGAGGGGCAUGAGUGGCGAGACCUGCGUGCGAGACUUAAUCCCGGCUUCUCAACGGGGAAUCUAAUGGCGUUGCUCCCAUGUAUGGUGGAAAAGACGUUACUCUUCGUUGAUAUACUCGACCAAUACGGUGCAUCGGGCGAGCAUUUCAUGCUGAAUGAGCUGUGUACCAACUUGACCUUUGACAUCAUCGGUGCGGUGACUAUGGGGGUCAACUUAUGUGCCCAACUCGGAGAGGAUCGCCAAAGUGAAAUAGUCAAAAUUUUCAAAGAACUCGGCUCUACAUAUAACAGUCACAGGGGCAUCUGGGCCGCGCCGCUAGUUAGGCUACGCCGACGAAAGCUGGCCCGCAAAUUGAAUGUCCUUCUUCGAGGUUUUAUUUCUGAGACAUUUGAAGAGGCGAAAAGAACCUCUCAGACCAAUGCGACGGCACGUCUGGGGUCGUUCAGCAUUCUGACACUGAUCCUGCAAGAUGCAAAUGAACUGACACCAGCUAUUAUGGAUCGGACCUGUGACCAACUCAAAUCUUUCCUUUUCGCGGGCCAUGAUACGACCAGUAUUCUGCUACAGUGGGCCUUAUAUGAACUCAGCCGAACUCCCAGGGCAUUGAAUGCGGUCCGGCGUGAGCUCGAUUAUAUUUUUGGACCAGAUACCUCCCCCAGAUCUGUGGGCAAUAUCCUGCUGUCGGAGGAUGGUAAAGCCCUGCUUUCUAAAAUGCGGUACACCUCCGCUGUCAUUAAAGAAACACUCCGCCUCUACCCCCCGUCUGGGAGCGCGCGAUACGCUGAACGAGGACCGGGGCUCACAUUGAGGCUGCCGAAUGGGAGAGUUUGCUGCGUGGACGGAUUGGUCCUAUAUAAUUGUGCGACAAUCAUUCAACGAGAUGAGACCGUGUACGGCGAGUCCAAGGACGAGUUUGCACCAGAGCGCUGGUUGCAAGAUGAUGAAUUGAAUAUGCACUUGAGUCAAAACGAAUAUCAUGAUCGUUACCACGAGGCAAGAUUUGUUGGACCACCAAGCGCCUGGCGCCCUUUUGAACGAGGUCCACGCAAUUGCAUUGGGCAAGAAUUGGCCAUGAUAGAGGCUCGUCUGAUCCUGGCGUCAGUGGUCAGGCGGUAUGACUUUGCCAAAGUGGGACUCGGGGAGAUCGCCAUGGAUGAAAAUGGGCAGCCAACUCUUAAUUCUCAUGGCCAGUAUGAGACCAAAUCCAAGCUCUACAAUGUAAUUAUAUCACUUCCUGUACCUCGACCUGCAUUCGCAUUUUGUUGGCUGACUUCUUCCGUGAAAGACAUUACAGGUAACAGCAAAACCCAUCGAUGGGAUGAAAAUGAAAGCGAGGCUAAGCGCAAGAGCGUCUGAGGAAUAUAGAUAAACUGACAGUUUCGACCC
Molecule: messenger RNA, 1819 nt
Organism: Aspergillus alliaceus
Lineage: Eukaryota; Fungi; Ascomycota; Eurotiomycetes; Eurotiales; Aspergillaceae
Product: cytochrome P450
Exons: 4
Coding region: 32-1789 (585 amino acids)
Molecular function (GO): iron ion binding; oxidoreductase activity, acting on paired donors, with incorporation or reduction of molecular oxygen; heme binding
Source: RefSeq, a predicted model, not a curated record